This is a messenger RNA of Cladophialophora carrionii CBS 160.54, 1935 nucleotides long. RefSeq lists its product as uncharacterized. The transcript has a single exon. Bases 1 to 1935 code for a protein of 644 amino acids. Lineage: Eukaryota; Fungi; Ascomycota; Eurotiomycetes; Chaetothyriales; Herpotrichiellaceae. The record is from RefSeq and is a predicted model, not a curated record.
AUGUUCGACAUCGACAAUCAGGAUUUCGGCAAUAGCACCGCACAGUGGAACGCAACAUUGGAUUUCAAUCCUGGCACUCUCACCAGCGGCGCGAACAGCAACGUCUUAGGCUCUGCAGACAACAGUUCCGACACAUUCAACAACGGCAUGAUCAGCAGCAUCUUGAGCCCUUCUUACAACGUUGCUAACGCAUUCACCACCAACGAUGCGAACAAUAGCUUGGAUUCAUCCGGCAACACUCCUUUCGCGUCCUUCGACGGCGUCAACAGCAACACCUUGAGCUCUCUCGACAACACUCAAACAACAACCGCCAUCAUCGAGGCCAACAAACAACUCAUGAGUUCGAUGGAACAAAAUCAGAAGCUGCAAGAGUCCCUCAAAACCCAGUCAGAACAGCACGAAAAGACCGUCACAGAGCUUCAAGAGAAGAUUGCCACUCUUGAGAAGGAGAAAGAGACGCUCACGAACCAGAAAUCGACGCUACAAAGAGAAUGUCUCAGCACCAGACACUACAUCAAUAUGUUGCGAGGCUUCUACGACUUCAGAAUCGGAAUCGACGGCAAGCUCCUCCCCCUUGUACCUGAGACCGACACCAUCGCCCUCAUUGCUCAAGGGGCUCCAGCCACACCUCUGCAAGCUGGAUACGAGCAAUACCUCAAGGAGAUGAUCAGCGGGCACCAUGAACAGACACGACGUGCGAACAUAGCAGCAGCUGGCCAGCGAAUCCUCAAGGCCGAUCUCUGUCACCUCUGCCCGGUGCACAAUGGGCCGGAGGCCAACCUCCACCCGUCGCGGGUGACGCCGCAGCCAACGCCAACCAUCGACCUGACAGUCGAUGCGCCCUCCGCCCCCGCGUCCCUCCAUCAGCAAGCUGUCAAGGCAGCCCGAGCGGCCUUACAGGCCAACGUCACCAACACUCCUGUCGGCGCCUCGACUCAGGCCGCCACUCAGGUCAACGACUCCGUUGUUGCUGUCGCUCCUGCGGAAUCCGAGGCCAGCGAGACUCCGUCCGCCGCGCCAGCCCAGGCGGACACUGAGGCCAACGCGGCCACAGCCUCUGUCGACCGACCCGCGCCGCCCGAAACGCCACCGGCCUCCCCGGAAGGGACGGAGUCUUCCCUUCCCAAACGGGAAAAGAAAGACCGCAGCUACUCGUGGCUGCCCAAGUCCCAGAACCUGGCCCUCUUGAAGGCUCAGGGCAUGAUCAAGGACCAGUUCGAGCAAAAGAAGGUGGAAGACGAACUCCGCCUUGCACGCAGGGCUGCCUCUCAUGCCGAAAUCCUGGCCAUGGCGGCUUCAACUUCGGCUGCGGCUUCGACCUCAACUUUGACAGCCAUCUCACAGCCUGCAAUCCCGAGUGUCGCAUCCUCGGCGGCCAGGGCAACCGUCACAAACACCAAGAAGACCAAAGCCGCAUCAAGAUACAAGAACAACAACUCCACCGUCCUCUCCUCCAAGGCCUCAAAAGUCACCAAACCAAAGGCACCGGCGAAGAACAGGAUCAGAACCGCAGCCGCAACCUCAAUCUCGGCUUCAACCAACACAGACACCACAAGCAAGCAGAAGAAGAGCCGGGCAGCACAAUUGGAGAAGAGCGCAUUCGAUCAGCUGGACAUGCAACCGGCUAGACAAGCCGGCCCGACUGCAAGCAAGAUGACGACCUCAUCCUCGACCACAGAAGCAACGACCACAACCGAACCGCGCAAGUACUAUUACGACGACCUCUCCGAUGCCGAGGAUUUAGAGGACAAUGAACCCGCAUACGACCAGCUAGAGAUCAUCGACCACAACCUAGGCGACAAGAUUGCCCCACUGUCGGCUGGGGACAUUGACAUGGGAGAAAUGAUCCCAGAGGAGGAUCCACUGGACGAUCUAUUCGAGGGCGAAGUGCCACUGAUGGCUGACAGUGACGGGGAAAUCAGCGAGGAGGAAUGA